Messenger RNA from Rhododendron vialii, 814 nucleotides. RefSeq names its product major allergen Pru ar 1-like. Gene Ontology annotation, cellular component: nucleus; cytoplasm. The transcript has 2 exons. Gene Ontology annotation, molecular function: abscisic acid binding; protein phosphatase inhibitor activity; signaling receptor activity. The record is from RefSeq and is a predicted model, not a curated record. Lineage: Eukaryota; Viridiplantae; Streptophyta; Magnoliopsida; Ericales; Ericaceae. The coding region runs from base 123 to 599 and encodes 158 amino acids. Gene Ontology annotation, biological process: defense response; abscisic acid-activated signaling pathway.
AUAAAUAACUCAUCUAGUUCUCAUACUUCACUCAUCCCAAUAUCUCUUCCUCUACUACCAAUUACUAGAUCCUUCUAAUUCUUCUCAUUGUUCAUUUCCUCACUUCUAGCUAACACAUUACCAUGGGUGCCAUCACUUACGAUAUGGAGAUCCCUUCUUCAAUCCCCGCCCCCAGGAUGUUCAAGGCCUUUGUUCUUGACGCCGACACCCUCAUCCCCAAGAUCCUUCCACAGGCCAUCAAGAGCGUGGAGAUCCUUGAAGGAGAUGGAGGAGUUGGAACUGUCAAGCUCACAACUUUUGGAGAAGGCAGCGCUUAUAAAAGUGUGAAGCAGAGAGUUGAUGCCAUUGACAAAGAGAACUUCACCUACAGUUACAGCAUCAUCGAAGGUGAUGCUUUGAUGGGUCUUUUUGAGUCAGUCUCUUACCACAUCAAGAUCGUUCCCACUCCCGAUGGAGGCUCUAUUUGCAAGAACAGGAGCAUUUAUCACACCAAGGGAGAUGCCCAGGUCACAGAAGAGGAAAUUAAGGCUGGUAAAGAGAAGGCCUCAGGCAUGUUCAAGGCCGUCGAGUCUUACCUCUUGGCAAAUCCAAAUGCCUAGAAACUAAUACUUAGUCCCAAGGGUGUGGACAACUUGGGUUACAUAUUCUUACGAGUGUGCCUUUGUAUGAUUUGUUAAAAGUGCGAUUUGUUGUUGUUGUUGUUGUUGUUUGCCAUUGAGUGUUUUCAUUCAAUUAAGAAGACUAUUGUAGUCUUUCCUCAAUGCAAUGUCAAAGUGAAUGAAGGAAUAUAAAUUCUAACUUCUUUGUUAAACUA